This is a messenger RNA of Rhododendron vialii, 1385 nucleotides long. RefSeq lists its product as uncharacterized. Lineage: Eukaryota; Viridiplantae; Streptophyta; Magnoliopsida; Ericales; Ericaceae. The transcript is spliced from 3 exons. The record is from RefSeq and is a predicted model, not a curated record. Bases 83 to 850 code for a protein of 255 amino acids.
CUACCCCAACUACCAGUAAACAAUCAACGUCACAGAAAAUACUAUAUAUUCACUUCACCUAUACGUACACAGCACCAUCUCUAUGUCAGAGAGAAGUCAAAAGCAAAGAAUUCCGGUACCACUACGGGUAUCCAAACAACCGUCGCCGUCGCGUCGCCGCCGGACUCCCGCGGUCAGUCGACGGUCGUCGAAGCGUUCGACUUCGAGGCCUGUCGGAAUCCUACGGCGAAGCAAAUCGGAGCCGAAUCUGUUGACCGUCGUCGGAAUCGUCGACGAAGGUUAUGUUCAAGGGAAUCUGACGGCUCCGGACGCCGUCCUUUUCCGUCCCCGGACUUGUACUGACAUCUUCUCCUCUUCCGAGUCGUUGCCCCUUCAGUCGCCUACAAAAUUCGAGGGUGCAGGGUACAGGAAGGAGGCCAAGGUUGUGGUUAACGUGACAGUUGAAGGAAGCCCUGGUCCGGUUCGGGCCUUGGUCAAUUUAGGAUCAAGCGUGGAGGAGACGAUCAGGAUUGUUGUAAACAAGUACAGUGAAGAGGGCCGGAGUCCACUGCUUGAUAAACAUGCUGCUGCUUCCACCUUUGAAUUACAUCAAUCUUACUUCAGCCUUCAAUGUUUGAGUAAAUCAGAGGUGAUUGGAGACGUGGGUAGCAGAAGUUUCUACCUUCGAAAGGGAAGUAGUACUGAUCAUAUUAGUUCAGAAGAAAUUGCUUCAGCUAGUACUACUACUCCAUCUCCACCACCACCUCUAUUCUUCCUCACAGCCAUUAUGCGUCGGUGUUUUAGUAAACUUAUAAGAAGAACGUGUAAACUUUGGAAGAUUUUGGGUUGCAUGCAUUGUAAUAAUGGGUGAAUGAAAACGACCCACCAUGCUUGUAACAAUUUAUUAUCGGAUUUAUUAUAAUUUAUUGGCCAGCGAGGGUGAGGCCCUUUCAUGCCCCGACGCUCUUGUAGUGGGUUGGUUGGCUGCGAUCCCCUCCGGCUUGUGUUUCCCCGUGGUAUCCUCGGCCACUCUUCUCCGCGGAGCGUAUCCCUCCUUGGAGGGAUCCUGCCAUCUGAGGGUUGGCUGGAAACUUGGGACCCGGCCUGAGGAAUUUAAGCAGCUGUUAGCGCGUUUUUCUUCCAGAUGACGUCCACUUUCCUGCUAUCCCGUGGAUUGGCGAGCGGGCUUUUACUGCUAUCGCAUGUAAUUAUUCAUUGCCCUAGAUUUAGCCGGGUAUUUUCAUUGCCCUUGAAUUGCACUGUUGCACUCUUUCUGGUUUGUGAUGCUAUGGUUCGAGUAGCUUUGCUGUGAGCUGAAACUUGCCUUUUCUUAUGAUUGUACUAAAAGGCACGGUGUAUUACCUAUGGUCAUCUGAAGUAAGAUGUAAAUAUCGAAUUUUGGCAUA